AUGUUGGCAAAGGGGUUUUCUUAAUCAGACUGUUUUUUCGGUCCGAGGAAAAGGAGGUAGGAGAUUGUGAUGGAGAAAGGGGGUCUGUAAAACGUCAGGCGCCGCACAAAGGCUUUGCCACGUAAUUACAGGCUCCUAUUAAGUGGAGAUCUGCCCUCCCAGGGGUCUCCAAUUUUCUUGUAUUCCCUACAAAGCCUCCUGUCCAUGCCAGUCUGUGCCUUUUGAAGUGCCAGAGGGCUUCUUGAUCCAACUGAGAAGGGAAAAGGAGCUCCGCACGGAGAAGGGGGAGAGAGCGGAGGGAAGGGGGACCCACGACCCUUCUGCAGACUCUUGAAGCCCCGCUUCUUUAUUUCUUAUUUUUUUUUCCUCCUCACGAAGAGUAAAGUGAGAAUCCUGCUCUCUAAUACAUCUGCAAGACAUCACUCUCCUGAAAUUCUAGUCACUCCCGAGAAUCCACAGGAGUGCAGAGAGGGGGAACGCGCUUUCUUGAAGACAUUUUAAAGCUGGAACAAGCCUUCUUCUGUCGGUGCUUGAACUCUUGCCGGGGAAUAACUUUUUUUAACCUCUUCUCUACUUUUUUUUUUUUAACCCACUUUGAUUCUUCUCUCCACCCCUUCUUCUCUCUUCUGUUUGCCUAACUCCCCCGCCCCGCUGGCCUCCCCUUGCCUCUCUUCCCCUUAUUAUUAUUUUUAGUGUCUGAGUGUGGACGCUUUUUGAGAGUUGGAAGGGAUAUAUAUUUUUUUCUUUCUGAUUUAAGCAUAGGGUGUUUGUUUUGUUUUUAUUUUUAAACUUUUUGGUGUGGAUUGUCUCUCUGGACCACGCCGGACUUGGCUUCAGCGAAGCAACCGAGGCUGCGGGAAAAGUUACUUGUCCCGAAAGUUCUACACUUCAGAAGGGGGGUCCCGCCCUUCUCUCUCUCUCUCUCUCUCUCUCUCUCUCUCUCUCUCUCUCUCUCUCUCUCUCUCUCUCUCUCUCUCUCUCUCUCUCUCCACUCCCCCCUCUUUCUUCCCCACUCGGCUCCUCUCCCCCCUCACGCCCACAGCGUUUGGUGUUGAUUCGAGCGGGAAGAGGGGGGUGGGUGGGAUUGGAGGGAGACCAUGACCUCCAGCUACGGGCACGUUCUGGAGCGGCAACCGGCGCUGGGCGGCCGCUUGGACAGCCCGGGCAACCUCGACACCCUGCAGGCGAAAAAGAACUUCUCCGUCAGUCACCUGCUAGACCUGGAGGAAGCCGGGGACAUGGUGGCGGCACAGGCGGACGAAAGUGUGGGCGAGGCGGGCCGGAGCCUGCUGGAGUCACCGGGAUUGACCAGCGGCAGCGACACCCCUCAGCAGGACAAUGAUCAGUUGAACUCUGAGGAGAAGAAGAAGAGAAAGCAACGGAGAAACAGGACAACCUUCAACAGCAGCCAGCUGCAGGCCUUGGAGCGUGUCUUCGAGCGGACACAUUACCCGGAUGCUUUUGUACGAGAAGAUCUGGCACGUCGGGUGAACCUCACUGAGGCCAGAGUGCAGGUGUGGUUUCAGAACCGAAGAGCCAAGUUCCGCAGGAAUGAGCGAGCCAUGCUGGCCAAUAAAAACGCUUCUCUCCUCAAGUCCUACUCAGGAGACGUGACUGCUGUGGAGCAACCCAUCGUACCUCGUCCUGCUCCCAGACCCACCGAUUAUCUCUCCUGGGGGACAGCCUCUCCGUACAGAUCUUCGUCCCUCCCAAGAUGUUGUUUACACGAGGGGCUUCAUAACGGAUUCUAACGGAAGACACUGAAAAGCGCCAUGGCUACUUAUUCUGCCACAUGUGCCAACAAUAGCCCUGCACAGGGUAUCAACAUGGCCAACAGCAUUGCCAACCUGAGACUGAAGGCCAAGGAAUAUAGUUUACAGAGGAACCAGGUGCCAACAGUCAACUGAGGAAAAAAAUAAUUAAACAGGCCUAAGAAGAAAUCAAAAACCAUAAGACACCUAUCCUGUUCUGUCAUUUCUUCAUCCGCCGGGGGAAAAAAAAAGCAAACAAACAAAGCCAGAACUAAAAUAUUGGGACCAUGGCGGAGAAAAGCAGGAGAGGAACAAAAUGAAAAUUAGUUAACAGAUGUUUCUUCUUCCUCUCGGACACCAUCACCAUUUGCUUUUGUGUGUGUAUUUUGUUUUUCUUCUAUCCACGCUUGGCUAAUUAUACUCCAGGCUUCUUCUGUUAGGCUCAGCCUACCCAUUCCUAUAAUUGUAUGAGAAUAAAAAAAAAUCUGCAGCAGCCAAAGAAUUUCAUAUAUACAUAUAUAUAUAUGUAUAUAUAUACAUAUAUGUAUAUAUACAUAUAUACAUAUAUAUGUAUAUAUAUAUAUAUAUGAAAUAUCACUUCUCAGUUUGACUCAGUUUGACCUGUUUGACUUCAGUGCCUUAUUCUAUCUCCUUCCAAGUCUCUCUAGGAGAUUUUGAAAAUCCAAAGUCUUUCUGAAGAAUCUGUAUUAUUGCGUUCAUGUUGGUCAUGGUAAGGUUUUUCUAUCAGCUACAGGAAAAAUAAAUGUACACAUGUUCUGGUCACUGACCUGUCUGAUUGAUGUGGUUGGCCAUGUCUGGUGAACUCUAAGCUCUAAGCUCUAGGUUAUGAUGUCACCGUCAACCCUACCCCUUACCCAACCCAAACAAUAAACCAUCCUAAGUUAAAGAUACUUGUUUUUGAACAAUUGCUGUCACUCGGUCUUUGGUAGAAGAUAUACUUUCAGUUUUAGAGAUGGAAAAAAUUUUUUGUAGGAAGACAAAUACGGAAUUGUGAAAGGCAUAGUCUAUAUCUCUUUGGUGCCUUAGAGGUGGUCAGAUGCAUACUUUUAUAUAUACAUAUAUAUAUGCUGUAUAUAUUUAUAUAUAUUAUAUAUAAAAUAUUGAAAGCUUGAGUUUGCAGUUUCUCAAACACUAUAAAUGCAAACUCUCUGCCAUCACCACUGUCCUUAUUUACACAAUAAUGAUAUGUUAAUGGGGCAUCUUGCUGUUUUCAUAUUCUAUACAAAAUCCUCAUUAAGGUCAGAGAACAUUUAGCCAGGCAGCUGAAUGAGAAUAGCUCCCAUUUUUACAUUAGGGCUUUAAUGGAGUUAGGAAUUACUUGAUGUUAUAGAUUAACCUUGAGUUUGUACCCUGAGCUCACGUGGAAAGUCUACAUCCUCUGACUUAUCACGGGGAUACAGGCAGAAGGGUGAGGAAAGAGAGCACUCUUUACCUCACAGGAAUAAGAAAGACAACAUGUUGAAGCAAAGUGCUUAAAGCUUUGUCUGAAUUUCAAAUAAAUAAAUAAAUAAAUAAAUAAAACCCAUACCAUUAUACUUUUACAUUUUAGUGGUUUUGAAAUAAGGUUUAGUAUCUAGGGUAGGAGGCAGGGCUGGUAUUUCUUUGUUUCCCUUUGUUCCCAGCUAUGCUUUGGCAACUUUCCUGGUGGACUUGACCAAACCAUGUUACCAUGCUGUGUCUAGUUUACCUGUUUAUCAAAUGGUUUAACAAUUCCUACCUCACAGGGAUGUUGUGAGGCUACAUCUGUUUGUUCUCUCUCUCUCUCUCUCUCUCCUUCUUUCCUUCCUUCCUUCCUUGUUCUUUGUUUGUCCAGCACUUUGUAGCCGUGAAAGGAGAAGGGACAUUAAGAGCAUACAAUAUUCAUGGACUAACACGGUAUCUGAAAGCUUUGUUUUCUAGUAAGGAAAUGGUAUCUGGCUGUACAUAAAUAUAACCUUGUAUUUGGAAAUGAUAAAUAGGUUUAUAUUUUCAAAUAUCUCAACAAUCACAUCAUUUGACCAAAGAAUAAUUUAAGGCACAAAGUAUAGAGAUAUUUUUUAACUUAUAUUUUCAUCAACAGCUCAAUUUUAAUAACCAUAGUUCUCAGUAAAUAAGAAUCUUCAGACUGAUUUUGGCCAAAUAUGUCAACUUUGUAAUAUGAGUGACGGGCAAAGUAUUUGGGGUAUAUGAUUCACUUUUAGCACAUUCUUGUACUUUCCUUGGCAUAUCUGGUUGAGUUAAUAGUGAUAUUUCCCCCAGUCUAACAGGCACCCAUCUGAAAAUAUAUUUCAAGUGAUUUUUGUACUUUGUUCAAUAAUAAGAAGGAAGAUCAUCUUAUGUACUUGGAUCUCAUGACGUGAUUCCUUCUCAACAAUUACUAUUAAAACAUUUCUUUCAGAAUAGUUUAUGUGGUCUGGCUUAAUACACAUUACUUGUUUUUAUCUCCACUCAUGUAUUUGUCCCAUUGAUUGCUGUGCAUUGUCAAGUUUCAAAAGAACAGUACAUCCUUAUUGUAAAAAUGUUCUUUGAUUUGUAAGUGAGUACAGGUCCAAGAGACUUGUAAACUCUGGGAAUUUAGAGUUUGCAGAGAAUAGCAAAAAGAUUUGGAUUAUAGGCAAGGAAGAGAAAUUAUAAAUGACAAGUGUUUUCUAAGGAAAGUGAAAUCUUGGAGGGCAAUUGUUUGAAGUCAUUUGAAACCUUCAUCCUGACAGCCAUUUCCAGCGGGCAUCAAACAAACCUGAUCCCAUAAGCUCAAAGGAGGGAGUGGGAUACUGCUUCUGAUGCUUUGUGCAAGCAGUUUCUUGGAAUUUCAUAGAAUAACCCCUGUAGUUAAUCAUAGUCAGCCUGCAGCUGGUAGAUCCAUAGCACAACAUCUUUAUUUGAGCACUUACCAGGAAAUAUACCUGAAACACUGGCGCUCAAUUUUGUUCAUUUACGGUAAACUUUUAAAAAGGAUAUAAGUUUAACGAGUGAUUUGGAGGAUUAGAUAUCUAGCUUGUAAGUCAAUUACCAGAGGAGAGUCUCAGUGCCAGACUCAAGGCAUAUACCUAUUGCUCUCCAUCAAUAUACCCAGAUGAAGGCAUUAGAACUAUCAAUGUCCACAAUCUCUUACCAAACAAGAAGCCAAUUAUUAGAGUACUUGGCAUGUUAAAUUAAACCAGAAGUAAUGACCUAAUUACAAAAAAGGGAAUGGCAUAUGGUAAUAAAGAUCUCAUAAGAAAUGUAAUAUGUAAAUUAUAUCUUGCUUUAUGAUGUAAAAUAUACAUUGUUUGUGCUAGAAUAGAAAUGAUUUCUUUUCAAUAAAAUGAAAGACUGAUAAUACAAUGUCUUUUGUUAUAAUA
This is a messenger RNA of Mastomys coucha (southern multimammate mouse), 5092 nucleotides long. RefSeq names its product paired related homeobox 1 (gene Prrx1). Lineage: Eukaryota; Metazoa; Chordata; Mammalia; Rodentia; Muridae. The coding region runs from base 1098 to 1751 and encodes 217 amino acids. The transcript is spliced from 5 exons. The record is from RefSeq and is a predicted model, not a curated record. Gene Ontology annotation, molecular function: DNA-binding transcription factor activity, RNA polymerase II-specific; DNA binding. Gene Ontology annotation, biological process: regulation of DNA-templated transcription.